This is a messenger RNA of Pieris macdunnoughi, 405 nucleotides long. The record is from the annotation of a GenBank genome assembly. NCBI's taxonomy places the organism in Eukaryota, Metazoa, Arthropoda, Insecta, Lepidoptera, Pieridae.
AUGGAAUUUAGUUGGCGCGGGCUUAUUACAAGAAGUGGGCCUCGGUCGGUCGCCGAUGAGAGGCAAUCGGACGAAACCGCCGAUAAAUCACACAGAACGAUCAAAGUUCCUCGUCCAUCAACAACAAGUCGGAAUAACAACGUCGCACCGGGAUAUGUCUCUCGGGCGAAAACAAUCACAUUCACAAUCGAUAACAACGCACCGAAAGUCUUCAGGGGCGGGGCGGCUAGUUGCGGUAGAUAUAGGCGCAGGCUUGGGGUGCGGGGGGCGGUGGCGUGGGGGGCCUUUCGCCCGAAGGUGAAGGCGAAGACGACGGCGGUGACGGAGACGACGACGAUCCGCUGCCGGUCACGCUGCCCGAACCGCUGCUGCGCUGCGACACUGGAAAUCGUUAACGGCACAUAA